Ascochyta rabiei is the source of this 177-nucleotide messenger RNA. RefSeq lists its product as uncharacterized. Lineage: Eukaryota; Fungi; Ascomycota; Dothideomycetes; Pleosporales; Didymellaceae. The transcript has a single exon. Bases 1 to 177 code for a protein of 58 amino acids. The record is from RefSeq and is a predicted model, not a curated record.
AUGACAUACGCUGAGACUGCCUUCACAGGCCCCAAAUCUCGACACCCGCUGCUUGGCAUGGACGCUCCGACGCCUGAUCGCAUGUAUGGUUACAUCUGCCAACGCCAGGAUGGUAUGAAGAAUGGGAAGCUGGAGUCGCUAGACCUCCCCAAGUCAACGGCCCACGGUUUUGUUUGA